Messenger RNA from Budorcas taxicolor (takin), 1506 nucleotides. Its product is annotated as hepatitis A virus cellular receptor 1-like. NCBI's taxonomy places the organism in Eukaryota, Metazoa, Chordata, Mammalia, Artiodactyla, Bovidae. The record is from RefSeq and is a predicted model, not a curated record. The transcript is spliced from 10 exons. Bases 1 to 1506 code for a protein of 501 amino acids. Gene Ontology annotation, biological process: positive regulation of mast cell activation; phagocytosis, engulfment. Gene Ontology annotation, cellular component: cell surface. Gene Ontology annotation, molecular function: phosphatidylserine binding; virus receptor activity.
AUGCAUCUUUGGGUAGCCAUCCUGGGCCUCCUACUCCUGCCAGCUGGUGUAACCUCUUACCAUCGAGUGACUGGAGUGGCGGGUCGGAGUGUCACUCUACCCUGCUACUAUAAUGGAGAAGUCACAAGCAUGUGUUGGGGCCGAGGGUCAUGUCCUUGGUUCAAUUGUGGAACUGACAUCAUCUGGACUGAUGGAUACAGAGUCACCUAUCGGAGCGAUGGACGUUAUCAGCUAAAUGGCAAUAUUCCUGGAAGGGAUGUGUCUUUGACCAUAAACAACGCUGCCGUGUCUGACACUGGCUUGUACUGUUGCCGAAUUGAGGUGAGAGGGUGGUUCAAUGACAUAAAAACCACCCUAGAGUUGAAGGUCAAUCCAGCUCCACCUACAACAACAACGACCACCACCACUACUACUACAACAACCACCACCACUACUCCAACAACCACCACCACUACUCCAACAACCACCACUACAAGAAGGACAACUCCCACCACUACUCGGAGAACAACCACCACUACAAGAAGGACAACUCCCACCACUACUCAGAGAACAACCACUACAAGAAAGACAACUACCACCACUACUCAGAGUACAACCACCACUACAAGAAGGAAAACUCCCACCACUACUCGGAGAACAACCACCACUACUCCAAUAACAACCACUACAAGAAAGACUACUGCCACCACUACUCCUAGAACAACCACUACAAGAAGGACAACUACCACCACUACUCCAAGAACAACCACAACUACAAGAAAGACAACUACAACCACUACUCCAAGAAGCACUACCACCACCACCACCACUCCAAGAAUAACCACCACUACAAGAAAGACAACUGUUACUACUACUCCAACAAUGACUACCACUAUUUCAACAACCACCACUGCUACCCCCAAAACAACACCCACCACAACUCCAACAACCACCACCACCACUACUCCAACCAUGAUGGUCACCACUGCUCCAACAACCACCACCACUGCUGUGCCAACAACAAUCAACACCACUAUUCCAACCAUGACAGUCCCCACUGCUCCAGUGACAGCAAGGUCCUCUACUUCUGCUCUUCCAAUGCCAGCACCCACAAAAGACCUCCAGCCAGCUUCUUUAUCUUCUCCAACUCAGACAGCAGAAACCCAGCCUGCUACCCUGUAUGAAACAAACAUAACCAGCUCACCAUGGCACUCUUGUUCAACAGAUGGAAAUGGCACUGUGACCCAGUCUCCAGAUCCCCAUUGGCAUAACAAUCAAACUGUUACGGCGCUGGCACAAGAAACAUGGGUGAGCACCAGCAAGGGAGUCUACAUUGGAAUAUCGGUUACUAUUUUGGCACUGUUGGUCAUGUUUGUGGCAUUCUCUAGGAGAAGAUAUUUUUGCCUGGGUAGCAAGGCGGAGCUACUACGUGUGAUUCCAUUGAAAGAUUCUCCCAUUGGAGCUUUGAAUAAUGCAACUCUGAAGCCUAUCCAAGAAGAAGACAAUGUCUACAUUACUGAGCACUAA